This is a messenger RNA of Nematolebias whitei (Rio pearlfish), 1650 nucleotides long. It is a transcript of the gene cep72, whose product is annotated as centrosomal protein 72. Bases 10 to 1638 code for a protein of 542 amino acids. Gene Ontology annotation, molecular function: protein binding. NCBI's taxonomy places the organism in Eukaryota, Metazoa, Chordata, Actinopteri, Cyprinodontiformes, Rivulidae. The transcript has 14 exons. The record is from RefSeq and is a predicted model, not a curated record.
UCGAAAAGUAUGGCGGCGUUGUGUUUGACAACACUAACGGAACAAUGGAUACGCGAAAGAUUACACUUGAAACAUCCUUCUCUCGGCAACGUUCGGACACUGAGCAUUCCGGGGACCUGUGAGGAGAAAAUAAGACAUCUCGGAAACGCCUUGAAUAAUUUUGUCCGUCUUAAAUCUCUGGAUCUGUCCUACAAUGCUCUCGUUUCUGUGGAGGGGGUUCAACAUUUGAAGAUGCUGGAGAGGUUGAUCCUCUACUAUAACUGCGUACCUUCACUGGAAGAGGUGAAAGUGCUGUUUGAGCUCCCAGUUCUACGAGAGCUGGACCUCAGGCUCAACCCUUUGACCAAAAGCUGCUCACACUAUCGCCCCUAUCUGGUGCACGCCAUGCCCAGCCUGAGAAAACUGGAUAACUGCUCGGUCCGUGCCACAGAGCGUAAAGCUGCAGUGCUGCAGUUCUCUGAACUUCCUGCUCUGCAGCACAGUUCCUCUCUGAGCCUGGCUGAAGAUCGAAGCGGCGAUAUCGUUUUAAACCUUGUUGAGACUGAUCAUAGUGAUGGAAACAAAACCACCUCUAACUCGUUUCACAAGAAAGCAAGAGAAUCUAAAAGGAAAGAUACAAAAUAUUUUACAGAUCCGAGGAGUUCAACUCCAAAACAGGAAUCAGCCAAAUCCAUCCUCAGGUAUCCCUCCUCUAAAAACUAUCAGACUGAUUCAGGGGGGCCACUGAUGAAUGAACUACCUCAUACUAAAAGCUCUACUUUACCUAAAAUGGCCGAAAGACCAAAAGUGUCUUUUGGCCCUGUGUUUGAGAAAUACAGAACCAUGCCUGGAAAGCAAAAGGACCUCAAACAAACUAAACACAAGGCCAAGGGGUAUUUUACACCAAAUCCUGAUCAAAGUCACCGUCAUGUCUCUUCAUUCAUUAACAUUCGGCCUCCCAGUCCACUUCGUCCUGGUCUGAGUCUCUCAGACCCGUCUAAUCCCAUAUUGCAUCCUGCGAGGCUGAGCUUCAAGAAGGCAGACACGGGAACCAACCAGCAGCAGCAAGCUGAAAAGAAUAAAAAGGGCAGUUAUCGGAAACCUCUGGAGAUGCUCCUUGAUCUGGUGGACAAACACUGGAGGGGGGAGAGAUCUCUGCAUCAAAACAACAGCUUCCUGUCUCAGGCUGUCCAGAUCCUCUCCAUGAUGGAGAGCGACAUUUCCAGCCGGGAGGCGGAGGUCAGGACCUUAAGACGGGAUGUUGAAGCACUCAGCUUUCAAGUGGCUGCACGAGAGGAAGAACACAAAAAUCAUGUCCGAAACCUCUCUGCUCAGCUGGAGGACACUCAAAGAGAGGCGGGCGAACUUAACGAGCAGCUCAGGAUUGUCCUGGAGGAAAACGUCGCUCUGCAAAAACAACUCCUCAAGUUGGAACACCAACACCUCAAGUCCAUGACGAAGGUUUCACCCAUUGCUCAGAUACGAGAGGCUCAGACAGAAGUGGAGGAGCUGAGAAGAGAGAUCGGAUGCCUGAAGAUGAAAGUGCAAGAGGCUGAAAAAGUCCAGGAACUGUCAAACAUGCUCCAAGAAAGCCACAGGUCCCUGGUGGCUACAAACGAGCGCUUGCUUGCUGAGCUUAGGGGAAGUGGAGAGCAUUAAAGCCACAUUUGA